UCUGACACAUUGUAUUCUCUGCAAUCCACUCAUUCUGACACCAUGGAGAACAGACGGAAAGCUUUCGGCAAGAUCUGUCCAAACACCAUUGGCAGUGUCCCAAGCAGACCGAUAAAAAAGCCCGUUAAGGCUGAUAAAAAGGCGCCGACAAGGAGACUUUUCCCAGCUACCAACAGACCUGUGUCCAUUUAUGUGGAUCCAUCUCCAAACGCAGUGGACGCAGCACUUUCUACAAUCGACUGGCAAGACUUGGCAGACUGUGACUCUGUUAUACAACAAGACGCCGCUAGGGGUAACAUUUCACAGCAGGGACACUGUUUGCAAGAUGGAUCUCAGUUUGACCUGCAGGAGUUCAGAGAUGCUGUGGAUAACUUCAUUGCAGACCAAUCCUCUCUCAUGCAAACUGCGAUUGGCUCUGCAGAUUACCAUGUGUUUAACCCUUGCAUUCCCGCACCCCAGCCAGUGCAUCUCAUGCCCCUCAAUGUGCAGCCUGCAGCCACUACCGAGCAAUACUGGAAAGACAUCGCUGGCCAGAACCAGCAGGCCCUGGGCAAUGCUCUAGUGGAGAAUACACAGCUGCAUGUGACAUUGACUGAAAAACAAGAAGAGAUUGCCUCUCUGAAAGAAAAAAACGUCCAUCUCAAUGAGCUUGCUGCCCAGGCUAAGCAUCUGGCAUCAGUUCUCGAUAAACUGAUGUACCAUAGGUCAGGAGACAGUGGGAGGAUUUCAUCAGGUACAGUGUCACCUAGGCCACCCGUGAAGAGGAAUCUACAGGAAUAUUACCCUCAGGACAACGAGCAGGAUUGUAAAAAGGUGGAUGAGAUAUUGAGGGAGAUCUCUAAGAAAUGUAAUGCUGUUCUCCAGAGUCAACCCACAGAGGCUAAACGCCCUAAACUACAAACAGACGACCACAUGGAUUUCCAGGAAGAAGGCAUCCCAAACAUCAAAAUGUGCGGGGCUUUCAAUGGACUCAAGACAGUCACUGGGCAGAACUCAGUGAAUUUGGUUGAUACUGAGCUGGAAGAAGACACCUCCUUCAAGACCUCCAUAAAGGAACACAGCACGAUUCGGACUUUAGCCUAUCCCCAGGGAAACGCUUUCACCAUACGGACAUUUGGAGGGGGGUACAAAUUUAGAUGGGUCCCCAACUGAGAAGAUAGAUAUACUGACUACCUUCAAUGGAGUUUUGCCAGUGGAGAGUGGACGUGGUGAUAGUAACUCGUAUACCACUAGAGGGCGUGCCGUGCUAAAGCCUUACUCUGGUAAUAUCAUUAUACAAUAUAGUAUAUUACAUCAAGUGCUCCACACCAAUAAUAAGAAAUUGACUAGUCAUCAUGGGACCAUGUAAGAUAUUAAUUGUUUAAUGGUACUGUGACAUAAAACAUUAUUCUUUGGGUCCAAGAUCGGUGUAACUCAAGUGCUCACUACAUUAUACUAAAACUGCCGUCUGUAGUGCCUAUGAAUGGACUGCCAGCUUAUUAGUGUACGUAACAUUUGGGGUAUUUAUAUUGUAACCCAUUUCCUUAUCCAAGCAUUUCGCCAGUUACAUGAAGAAAACAUUUUGCUACAACUAUACAUUAUUCCUUUUUUUUGUAUUUUGAAGUUAUUCUAUCAGUGCACCAUUGGGUAAACUAUCUUAGAAUAUAUUGUGCAUUCCAUUCGACCUGUUUUAAUUUAAGGAGAUACACAGUACAUUUACUUGCAAAGUUGCACAUUUACCGAUUAGCCAUAUAAAUUAUUUUUACUAUUGUUUUUUUGAAAGUAGGAUUCUUGCUGCACUGAAAAUACUCGGGACCUGCCUGCACCAGUAUUAGCUAAAUGUCUUUAUUAAGAUAACCUAAUAUUGUUAUUCAUAAAAUUAGAAUUGUCCGGAAUUCAAAGUGUAUUUAAACCUUAAGACCAGAAAGUAGAUGAACCAGAAAGAUUCUCCAAGUCAGCUGUGCUUCUGGGUUGGCUAUUUUGUUCUUAAAUUUGCAAUUCACUUUCUAUUCUCACUAUUGUGAAUAACUUUGGAAAUGUAUUCUAGGGAUGGUACUGCCAACUAGCAUUGGUACUGCCAAAUAGCAUUCAUGCUAUUUAAAAAAAAAACUCAUUAAGGAGACAUAUUCAAGUUUACAGUAGUCUGUGUGUGAGACAGUCCUCGCCAGUUCUCAUAUAUCUUGUAAUCAGACCCAGGGUUUAAGAACUCUUAUAUAACAUAUUUAUAGGAGCCCAUAGGCGUGCCUUCUGCCACGCAGAUCAACAAGUCCCAUAAUGCUUAGAAAAAAAGUAAAACAUCAAUGGAGUUGGAAUUCUCUAACUGCACAUGGAUAGAUAAGUAUAAAUGAGGGUCACUGGGCUCCAUUGUACAGAGCUUCAGAAUAUUAAGGUAAAAUAAUAUUACUUUUUAAAACAAUGCUAUUGAUGGCCCUUAUACAUUAUUUCACCCUGCCCUGAUACAUCUCCUCUGCCAAUGACCAAGCUUACACUCUUUAGAGAGUUAUUCACUGCACUGAAACAGUUAACUUGCCAUUUUAAACCCCUGCUCUAAAACAAAUAAAAUUCAUUUUAUUUGUACCUUAUAUAGCAUACGUGUGCUGCUUUCAUAUUUCCAUUUGCAGA
Messenger RNA from Pelobates fuscus (common spadefoot toad), 2601 nucleotides. RefSeq names its product multiciliate differentiation and DNA synthesis associated cell cycle protein (gene MCIDAS). Bases 43 to 1152 code for a protein of 369 amino acids. Gene Ontology annotation, cellular component: nucleus. The transcript has 7 exons. The record is from RefSeq and is a predicted model, not a curated record. NCBI's taxonomy places the organism in Eukaryota, Metazoa, Chordata, Amphibia, Anura, Pelobatidae. Gene Ontology annotation, biological process: negative regulation of DNA replication; negative regulation of cell cycle.